CCCGGAAGUGGGGUGUGGAGCUCCGGUGCCGGUGCGGCGGGGGACUGCGGCGCCAUCCUCAGAUGGGGCCUCGCCAUGUUGACCAGGCUUAUCUCAAACUCCUGGGCUCAGGCGAUCCCUCCCUCCCCCGUCUCCCUCCCAGAGUACUGGAAUUACAGGUAGCAGCAGCAGCAGCAGCAGCAGCAAUGUUUCACUUCUUCAGAAAGCCUCCGGAAUCUAAAAAGCCCUCAGUACCAGAGACAGAAGCAGAUGGAUUCGUCCUUUUAGGAGAUACAACAGAUGAGCAAGGAACGGCAGCAAGAGGCAAAACUUCGGACAUAGAAGCCAACCAACCUUUGGAGACCAACAAAGAAAAUUCAUCCAGUGUGACUGUAUCAGACCCUGAGAUGGAAAAUAAGGCAGGCCAGACUCUGGAGAACAGCUCAUUAAUGGCCGAGCUCCUGAGCGAUGUGCCCUUCACCCUGGCCCCGCAUGUUCUGGCAGUACAGGGCACCAUCACUGACCUUCCCGACCACUUACUCUCCUAUGAUGUCAGCGAAAACUUAUCACGGUUUUGGCUGGAAUGCAAUGGCAUGACCUCGGCUCACUGCAACCUCCUCCUCCUGGGUUCAAGCGAUUCUCCUGCCUCAGCCUCCCGAGUAGCUGCGAUUACAGGUGCCUGCCACAAUGCCUGACUAAUUUUUUUUUUUUUGGUAGAUACGGGGCUUCACCAUGUUGACCAGGCUGGUCUUGAACUCCUGACCUCAGAUGAUCUACCCGCCUAGGCCUCCCAAAGUGCUGGGAUUACAGGCAUGAACCACUGUGCCCAGCCUUGAAUCUUAUUUUUAGCCCUAAAAUACGUUCAAGAACUUGCAUGUAUUUUUUUCCCAAGCUUUCUUUAAAGACAUUUGCAUUCUUUCCUAAAAACAGAAUGAGAGAGGCGAUUCUGACCAGUUUAUUAUCCUGGCUAAUUAAAUUUUGAUCAACUGAACUUUAAAAUUGUACCAUUAAAAUGUUAACAAAGGCAUGAUUUUUAUUAACAAUUGCAGAUCAAAUCCAUAAUAGUUUUUUAUGGUAAACAUUCAUUGACGUCAACACUUGUUUUUUUCUUCUCUUAAAGAAAAAUGGUGAAUUCAAAACAGCAUUAAAAAAUUCCUCUAAAAUUCCCAGAGAUUUCAUUUCUCAUAAUUCUAAAUGACAAGUAAGGAGAAGCAAGGAAAGAAUCUCACUCAUGUUCUGAAACCGUAGUGCAUCAGACUACCUCUGUGCCUCCCAUGGUAACAAUUGAUCAAUAAAUGAACACUGCCCUCAGUAAUCUAGCAAAGAAUAUGUUUCUUUCAGAGAUUAAUGCAUUAUCUUAUUAAUUAUGUCAAUAACUCACACAACAUAUAAGUUUAUUGGAAAUGUAGUUGAAGGAUGUUUUGUCUUUUAAUGUUUUUGGGAAAUACAGGUUUAUGGACAUUAUCUUUUGAGCAUUUGUCGCAUAUUACUGAGGGCAUGACCUAGUAGUUAUUAUUGAGAAAUCUAGGUAUUAUUGGGAAAUCUAAAACUUUCAGAAUAAGUCCAAUUCCAUUCAUACUACAUUGGCUUGAAGGAUUAAGUAUUCUUAUGUUUCAGGAAAAGGACUCUUUAUGCCAUAUGGUUUGGCAGAUAGGUGUGUGUGGGAAAGAGAGAAAGAGGUAUUGAUUGAUGCAGGGAACUCUGUUUCAGUCGAUAUGACAAUAUGUCAGUCUUUUAAAAAUUUAAAUAAACUUUUUAUUUUGGAGUAGUUUUAGAUUCACAGAAAAAUUAUGAAGAUACUACGGAGAGUUCCCAUAUACCUCUCACUUAGUUUCCCCUGUUGUUGACAUCUCACAUAACUACAGUACAUUUGUCACAACCAAGGAAUCAACACUGGUACAUUGCAAUUAACUACAUUGCACACCCUGUUCAGAUUUCAUAGUUUUCCUCUAAUGUCCUUUUUCUCCUCCAGCAGCCUAUCUGGGAUAGCACAUUACAUUUAUUUAGUCGUCAUAUCUCCUUAGGCACCUCUUGACUUCAACAGUUUCUCAGACUUUUUAUUUUUGAUGACCUUGACAGUUUUGAGGAGUACUGGUUAAGUAUUUUGUAGAAUAUUUCUCAAGUGGGGUUUAUCUGAUGUUUUCACAUGGUUAGACUAGAGAUAUGGGUUUUUGGAGAAAUAUUAAAAGGGUGAUACGCCCUUCAGUGAGAUUAUAUCAUAUUGAGGGUAGUAUAAGCUAUAAACAUGACUCAUUACUGAUGAUGCUGACUUUGAAUACCUGGCCAAAGUAGUGCUUCUCAGGUUUCUCCACUGCAAAAGUUAUUCCUCCCAACCUUUCUAUACUCUUUGGAAUUAAAUCACAAAGCACAGCCCACACUCAAGCAGUGGGUAAUUAAACUCCACCUCCUUGAAAGGCGACUAUCACAUAAAUUAUUUGGAAUUCUUCUGCAUAAGAGAUUUGUCUCUUUUGCCCAAUUUAUUUAUCAAUUAUUUAUAUUAGUAUGAACUCAGGAAUCUUCCAUCUUUUUUCCAAGUCUUAAUCAGCGCUAUCCAAGAGACAUAUUUACAUUUUUAUGAAAGUCGAUAAAAUUUGGAACGUUUUACAUGGUGCAGAUGAAUACCAUUUUAUGUUGGAUAUGACAGUAUAUUCUAUGGUUUCCUCAAAAUUUAUCUUCCUGUUAAUGUCAGGCAUGUAUCCCCUUAGCUUGCCAUGAAUAAUUAUAUAUACCACAGACCUUCCUUGUAGGGCUAACAGUGUUGCAUUGUAAGUGGAGCCCUCGUAGAUACCUGGCCUUUUCCUACCUUAUUCCAAAGAUGGUUGCAUCUUAUAAAUAAUGUCAUUCUUCAGCAAGUGGUAUGGAAAUGAGAUUGUAAUGUCAUUAUUUCCUCUUUAAAGAAUCAGGACAACUCAUGAUACAAAGAGCUCUUCUCUGUAAAAGGUGAGACUUUUUUUUUUAGUAAUAGCAAAAAUAAAAUUGUACCUCCUUAAUUUUCUAAAGAAAGAUGGAUUUCAUUUUCAACAUUAAGAGGUAGUUUUAAGAAGCAGUAGAAGUCAGCGUGGGCAGCAUGGUGAAACCCUGUCUCUACAAAAGAAUUAGCUGGGCUUGGUAGCUGCAAUCCCAGCUACUCUGGAGGCUGAGGUUGGAGAUCAUCUGAGCCUGGGGAGGUCAAAGCUGAGGCGAUACAGUGAGCUGUGAUUGUGCCACUCCAGCCUGGUCGACAGAGUAAGACCCUGCCAAAAAAAAAAAAAAAAAAAGAAGAAGAAAGGGAGAAGGAGAAGGCAGCAAUAAAAGGAAGAAGAAGAAGAAGAAGAAGAGGAGGAGGAGGAGGAGGAAGAAAGAAAGAAGAAGAAAAAGCAGCAAUAAAAGGAAACCAAUCUUCUUUUGGAGGGGAAAAGUGCCCAAGAAUCUCAUAAUUUUACUUCUCAUUAGCGAAAGCUCACUGCAUGCUAAAACGUAAAUUGGGUGAGUGGAUCUCAUUCAGUUUCAUUUGGGAAACACACAAUCAAAGCAAAAAACAACUUAUUUAGUCUUUGCAAGAAACUUGAACAUAAUUCCUUGUCAAGAAUUUAUCCAAUCCCAAUUUUCACCCUUACAAUAAAUAAAUAAAUAAAUAAAUAAAUAAAUAAAUAAAUAAAUGCCUUACAAUCAAAGAUAAAGCAAAGGAUAAUUGCAUGCAGAACAAACCAUCAGUUGACUGACUCUGAACCGGCCCCAACAGAGAGCUUGCAAGUCACUACCCAGGCCAGAAAGGGAGUCAGACAAUAGAGCAUUUCAGAGGUCAGUUAAGGAGACAGGUUCCAACGUAGGACUGCUGCCAGGCAUGUACAAUCCAGUGUCUGACAUCUGGGUUCUGCAGCUGCCAAAUCUGCCCCUUGUGUGGCCACAGGUGUUGGCUAUAACUCUGAGGCACAUGGGAGAAGGAACAGAGUAGUGUCAAUGUCAUUGUGCAUAUGUGUGUUUAUGUGUAUGGUUUUUCUUCUAAUUUUUUCAAAAGGUACAUAAUUUAUUUUGUUUUAAAAUGAGUGUAUUUCUACAUAAUGGCUGGGAAGAUUUGGGAGGCUAGCAAGGAAGAUUUCGUUCAAGAACAAGGGGAAAACAAAGGUGAAUUUUUACAUCUACAGGGUACAUUGUACGCUAACAUGUUGUGUGUGAUGUUGUUAACUUAGUCAUUUGAAUAGGCCUUCUCAGGACAAAAAUAAAUAAAUAAAUAAAUAAAUAAAUAAAUAAAUAAAUGGAUGCCGAAACGCACACAGGCAGUUGGUAUAAGAUGAAACCUAAAUACUCAUUCUCUUCCUGCAGUUUUCUCCCCUCAUCCUUCUUUUGGAUCUUCAGGAGAAUUUAUGUUUAUCCACACCUAUUUUUGAGCCUGGAACAGACUAGACUGUAUGCAGUCUUCUAUCUCACACUAUACCAGUUGUAGCCAUCAAUUAACACAGCUUAUAACAGGAACACAAAACUUUCCUUUUCUUUUUGCAGGAAACUUAGCUACUGUCUGUAAAGCAAAUCUGGAAGUUUCUACCUCAGGUAGCUGUUUGAGUUUCCUAACCCUAAAGAUAUAGAAGAAAUGAAGAUGAUUUAGAGAAUGGAAUGAUCCCGCUAAGAACCUUAAAGAACAGAUGGUCAGUAGGCUAGAAAAAAAAAAAUACAGGUCUAUAUCUCCACAAAUUAAUUGGAUAUUUCUUCCAUGUUUUGCCUAUUCCAUAUCCUGAAAUUAGAAAUUGAACUUCAAGGAGGAAGAAGGAAUCUACAUAUUUUAUCUUCAUAUUGAAUCUCUUCUAAACAGAAAUGCUUCAGUCCUUGGGCCAAUGUCUGUCCUGCUUUUAAAACUAAUGUGACCUGCAGUGUUUUUUCACUGUAUCCUCUAUAUAUUCCACCAGCCAAGAAGAUUUCUGACAGGUUAUACUUUGUAUUUUCCAUUACAAAGAUCAUAGGUAAAUUGAAUGUGCUUUUUCAAAAAUUAAUCCCCAUCCCCUAUUUCACUUAAGAAUCAGUGCUCUGACUGGGCUUGUGCUUAGCACAUGAUAAAUCCUCAGUCAGGAUUUGUUGAAUGAAUGAGUGAACCAAUGAAAUAAAUCAUUAAGUUAUUUAUACAUGAGAUUUCCCAAAAGCAAAGGAAUAGAAUUUAAAAACUUUUGCCAUUUCUCCAGCCUUGGGAAGAACUGUGUUUGUGCAAUUGAAAAUAAUGCUUAGCUUACCAGGCCUCUACAAAUUGUGCCUUUUAUCUGUUUAGGGUAUUUUCCGUGUUUCUCAUGUUGUGUUCUCCUCUGCCCGUAAUGACUACAUAUGUCUUCAUGAUGAGUAAGAGCUGAUUCUAGACAAUACAGUGUAUGUUGGUCCAAGGUUUUAUCUAGCUGUCAAGUUUCCCUUGUGUGUUCUUGGUUAUGGUAGUGUGUAUUCCUGUCCCAGAAUUUAUUAGUCCUAUCUGACCUGUCCUUGAAAAAUGUUUUCCUUUUUCAUUUGCUUGCCUCCAAGCACGUUUGGGUAUUUUUAAUGACCUUGUUUUUUUUUAAAAAAAAGGUUUUUCCAGGAGCAGUAGUGCACCUUUGUUUCAGUACUCUCCUACAUCUCUGUCCUACAUUUCCUACUCAGCCAGUUCUAUCCCUUCGUCAUAUAAACAUGUUUAGCGCUUUCCUGUCUAACUCCAACUAUCAACUCUUUUUUCCUUCUCUUUAGAGUCAAGCUUCUUGAGAGAGUGGUCUAUAUUUGUGCCUCCAAUUUCUUACUUUCUAUUCAUUGUCAACUUCUGCAGUCUGACUUCGCGUCCCUCAUUAGAACCUCCCCUGAACUGGUUUAUACUCGGCCCACCUUUAAAACCUGCCAAAUGCCUUUUAUCUCUUUUUUUUUUUUUUUUUUUUGAGACGAAGUUUCACUCUGUUGCCCAGGCUGGAGGGCAGUGGCACAAUCGCACGAUCUCAGCUCACUGCAAUCUCCACCUCCCAGGUUCAAGGGACUCUUCUGCCUCAGCCUCCCAAGUAGUUAGGAUUACAGGCUAUUUUUUUUUUUUUUUUUGUAUUUAGUAAAGACGGGUUUUCAACAUGUUGGUCAGGCUGGUCUCGAGCUCCUGACCUUGGGUGAUCCACCCGCCUUGGCCUCCCAAAGUGCUGGGAUUACAGGCGUUAGCCACCACGCCCAGGCUAUCUCUCUUUGAGGCAAUUAAUCACUAUUGAUUAAUCCUACUCUCUUGAAAUUGUCUUCCACCCUUGAUGUCUAUGACACCUUUUCUGGUUUUCCUUCCAUCUCUGUAACCGUUCCAUUUUAGACCUUUGGGGACUUGUUUUCACUUCUACUUGUAAAAUGUUGGUGUUCUUCAGAAUUCUGCCUCUGACUCUCUUCUCUACCUUUUCUUUUCCCUACACAAUAAUAUCCAUGCCUUAUCUGCCAAAUCAAUCUUCAGCCCAGAACUCUCUCAAGUUCCAUAUCCAUAUACAUAAUUUGCUAUCAAAUAUCUCCCUUGACCCUUACUCUCAGCUUCUAUAACAAAUCACAGUAGCUGCUAUUUUUAUUUGCUCUACACUCUUUUUCAUAUCUCUCCCUCUGCCCACUUUCCUUUGAGGAAUUCUGCACCACUUUAUGUAGUCCUGGUGGGAGCAGUGAUACUUAUGGCCAUUUCUAUACCACAAGGUGAUAAACACGUAACCUAGCCUAGUCCAAUUAUCAUCCAUAAACCAGUACAUAGAUUUUAGGAGAAAGAAGCACCUAUUUUGCUGGGUUACUACUGACAGCCAUCCUUCCCUCCAUGUUUCGAAGUCUUGACCAUAUUAUUUGAGGCCCUGGAUUACCCAAGCAAGAAAUCUAAGAAUCUAUCCAUUCUUCUUUCUUGCCUCCAUACUCAAUUGAUGAUAAACUUUUGUUAAUUAUACAUCUAAAAGAUUUGUCUGUCAAAUGUGUACUCCAGACCUACUACUACUCCUGCUUCAGUCCUGGUCUUUAUCAUUUCACCCAACUGAUCUCCCUACAUCCAGUUAAGCCUCCCUCCAUCCAUCCUCUACACUCAAGCCAGUUGAAAUAUAUUAAGAAAUACAGAUAAAUUCCUCAGGGGCUCUGUGGUGUCUCUGGAAAAUUGAGGCAUUUUAAGGCAAACAAGGGCCCCCCACCUGCCUUUCCAGCCUCCGCAAAUGAUAUUGCAACUCAUAUAUUCUGUGUUCUUGCCCUAUUGAGCAAUGCCCUGCACCAUUUAACAUGCCAUAAUUUCUUUGAUUAUCCUUAUAUUCUAUUUCCUUUCCCUGGAAUGCCCUGACCUUCCCUUCUUCACCUGGCUAAAUCCUAUUACAAGACUUUUUUUUUCUGUAUCAUCUCCUCUAGGAGUCUUCCUUUAUUUUUGCUGAGCUGCACUGAUGUCUUUCCAUGUUUUUGUGCUAACCUGUGCUCCCCUCUUUCAGGGUUCUUGAUCCAUAGUAUUGUAAUUGUUUGUUCCCUGUCUGCCUCAUAACUCUGAAUUGGUACCAACAUAGACUUCUGUGCUUAACAUGAUGCCUGACAUACAGCGUGUGCUCAGUAAAAUUUGUCCAGUAGGUGAAUGAUUGAGUCACUGUUGAUUCAAGGAGAUACAUGAGUUUAUAUGCCAUCUAAAUUAGACUACUAGAUGUUGCCCUUGUGUCUGUGUUGGAAGCCUUUAAGGAAACCUUUCAGAUAUCCGUAUUAGAAUAUGCUACAUUUCCUUAAUGCUCCCAAACAUAUCUUGUAUUCUAAA
Symphalangus syndactylus (siamang) is the source of this 7672-nucleotide messenger RNA. It is a transcript of the gene UMAD1, whose product is annotated as UBAP1-MVB12-associated (UMA) domain containing 1. The record is from RefSeq and is a predicted model, not a curated record. Lineage: Eukaryota; Metazoa; Chordata; Mammalia; Primates; Hylobatidae.